Molecule: messenger RNA, 813 nt
Organism: Colletotrichum graminicola M1.001
Lineage: Eukaryota; Fungi; Ascomycota; Sordariomycetes; Glomerellales; Glomerellaceae
Product: U-box domain-containing protein
Exons: 3
Coding region: 1-813 (270 amino acids)
Biological process (GO): cellular response to misfolded protein; protein quality control for misfolded or incompletely synthesized proteins; positive regulation of proteolysis
Cellular component (GO): cytoplasm
Molecular function (GO): ubiquitin protein ligase activity; protein-folding chaperone binding
Source: RefSeq, a predicted model, not a curated record
AUGUCGAGGUCAAUUCAACUCAAGGAAGAGGGCAACCGCCACUUCCAACAAGGCGACUAUGCCGGCGCAGAGGCGUUGUACUCGAAAGCCAUCAUAGCCGACCCCAAAAACCCCGCUCUGUACACGAACCGCGCCAUGGCGCGCCUCAAGCUCGAAAUUUGGGACGCGGUCGUCUCCGACUGCGAAUCGUGCCUCGGCCUCACCCCCGACAACCUCAAGGCCCACUACUACCUCUCCCAAGCACAGCUGGCUUUGAAAGACUACAACUCGGCCCUCACAAACGCCCAGAAGGCCCAUCAGCUUUGUGUGCAGAUUGGUGAUAAAUCGCUAGCUGCCAUCACCGCACAGGUCCUUCGGGCAAAGAAAGAGCGGUGGGAUUGGAUGGAAAAGACACGCACCAGAGAAGCGCGCCACCUAGAAAAUGAGGUCAUUGACUUGAUGGAGAAGGAGCGUGAACAGGCUAUCGCCAACGCCGUGGACGACGGGGAGAAGAGGGAGAUCGAGGCUGAGUGGGAGCAGAAGAUCGCCAUUUUGAGGGACACUUUUGAGAAGAGCCGAUCUGCGGAGGAGAAAAGGCGGGAGGUUCCGGAGUGGGCUAUCGACGAUAUCAGCUUCGGUGUCAUGGUUGACCCGGUUAUUACCAAAACCGGAAAGUCAUAUGAAAGAGCAUCCAUCAUGGAGCACUUGCGUCGUCACCCUAGCGACCCCCUCACCCGUGAGCCCCUCUUGCCGUCGGAGCUCAGGCCCAAUCUUGGUCUCAGGCAGGCGUGCGAAGAAUUCCUCGAACAAAAUGGCUGGGCGGUUGACUGGUGA